Messenger RNA from Microthlaspi erraticum, 1857 nucleotides. The record is from the annotation of a GenBank genome assembly. NCBI's taxonomy places the organism in Eukaryota, Viridiplantae, Streptophyta, Magnoliopsida, Brassicales, Brassicaceae.
AUGUCGAAAUCUCUACCGUACUCAGUGAAAGAUGUUCAUUACGACAAUGCCAAGUUCAGACAUCGGUCUCCUUUGCAGCUUCUUUCUCAAAGCUUGCUCACUCUUGGCACUAAACGCAACUACGCAAGUUGUAGCACGGGGAAGUUCCUAGUAUUAGUAUUGUUCUUUGGAUUAGCAUGUCUGUUGCUGAUGAGUAGGGGUUCAAGUGAUUCUGCUCCUAAUGAAAAAGGAAAGGUCACUUUUGUUGGGGGCCUUAGGCUAGGGAGACUUUUGAGAAAGCCGCCUAGGAUUCCACCUCGAUUAUCACCUGACGAAGGGCUACUAAAAGGCAGCAAUGGCUCAAAUUCUGACCCAAAAUGGGCAGCAAGACAGCAAAGUGUGAAGGAUGCUUUUGACUAUGCAUGGUCUGGCUAUAGAAAGUUCGCCAUGGGUUAUGACGAGCUUAUGCCUAUUAGCCAGAAAGGCGUGGAUGGCCUAGGAGGCCUUGGUGCCACUGUGGUGGAUGCUCUUGAUACAGCCAUGAUAAUGGGUCUUGAUAAUAUCGUUUCUGAAGCAGGAUCAUGGAUUGAGGCUCAUCUCUUGGAGAGGAUCAGUCACAAAGGUCAAGUUAAUCUGUUUGAAACCACAAUACGUGUUAUGGGUGGGCUUCUAAGUGCGUACCAUCUGAGUGGAGGAGAGCAGGGUACGAUGAACGUGACCCAUAAUGGACCCAAACCAGCUAUCUAUCUAAACGUUGCUAAGGAUUUGGGUGACCGUCUACUCUCAGCUUUUAAUUCCAGCCCUACGCCAGUCCCCUAUAGUGAUGUCAUUCUGCGUGACUCAACCGCUCAUCCAGCUCCAGGUGGAAUGAGCAGUACAGCCGAGGUUGCCUCCGUACAGCUUGAAUUUAACUACCUCAGUGAACUUUCUGGGGAUCCAAAGUAUAGUACAGAGGCCAUGAAGGUCUUAGCUCAUAUAAAAACUCUUCCAAAGACAGAAGGUCUUGUUCCAAUCUACAUAAGCCCUGAAACAGGUGAAUUUGGUAGUGAGAAUAUCAGGUUGGGGUCUCGUGGGGAUAGCUACUAUGAGUAUUUAAUUAAGGUGUGGCUUCAGCAAGGAGCCAAGUUGGACAGUAAUUUCACGUAUUUGCAUGACAUGUACCUGGAGGCAAUGAAAGGAGUUAGGCAUUUGCUUGUGCGUAAAUCAAUUCCAAAAGGUCUGGUUUUCGUAGGGGAGUUACCUUAUGGCUCUAAAGGAGAAUUCAGUCCAAAAAUGGAUCAUCUGGUGUGCUUCUUGCCUGGUACUCUUGCGCUUGGUGCUACCAAGGGACUCACAAAGGAAAAAGCCCUGAAGGAGAAUCUCUUAUCCUUUGAGGACCUUGAAAAUUUGAAACUUGCAGAAGAAUUAGCAAAAACAUGCUUUGAGAUGUAUGAUGUAACUGCGACUGGCCUUGCUCCAGAAAUUGCUUACUUUCACACAGAGGAUUACUCUGAGGAUGGUCUUGAAGGAGGGAACAAGAGUUCAAUGUAUGCAAAAGACAUAAUCAUAAAGCACGCUGAUCGACAUAAUCUACUUCGCCCUGAAACUGUGGAAUCACUCUUUGUCCUCUAUCGUAUCACAAAAGAUACAAAAUACAGAGAUCAAGGUUGGCAGAUAUUUGAAGCAUUUGAAAAGUACACGAAGGUGAAAUCAGGUGGAUACACAUCAUUAGAUGAUGUAACUGAAGUGCCUCCUCAUAGGAGAGAUAAGAUGGAGACGUUUUUCCUUGGUGAAACAUUGAAAUACUUAUACUUGCUCUUUGGAGAUGACUCGGUGAUACCAUUGGAUAAGUAUGUUUUCAACACUGAAGCUCAUCCAUUGGCAAUAAGAAACACCUGA